This is a messenger RNA of Didymodactylos carnosus, 696 nucleotides long. NCBI's taxonomy places the organism in Eukaryota, Metazoa, Rotifera, Eurotatoria, Philodinida, Philodinidae. The record is from the annotation of a GenBank genome assembly.
AUGAAAUUUCUUACAACUCUUAUUGGACUAAUAUCUUAUUUUAUAUGUAUAUAUACCGAUAGUAGAAUGAAUGAUAAUCAUCAUGCCUGGUUUUCCGAACCAGAUCAUUCAAAAAUUCAUGUAUUUAAAAAAUGGUUACAAAAUAAACUUAAUAAACCAGCUCACGAUCUAUCACCAUUACAUCUUUUACAUCCACAACAUCAAUUUAAAGGAUGCAUCGAUCCAAGUGAACCAUUUCAAUGUCCACAAAGUGAGAAAUGUAUUGCAUUACAAUUCAUUUGUGAUGGUCAUCCAGGUGAUUGUCCGGGUAAUCUUGACGAAAAUGAAGAAACAUGUAUAGCAGCAAAACGUCCCGCCAAAGAAAAUAUUGAAAAAUUUUUACAAGCCGAAUAUGCUCUUCAUGGUACACAAUUAUUUACAUUUUUAUUUGGUCACAAAUUAAGUCAAAGUAUUGAAGAAAAUAAAUCAUUCUGGUUUGAUACACUGGCAUCAGCAUUUUCAGUUGCAAAAACGAUACAAAAUUUUGCUGAAAAAACUGGCAUGUCAAUGAAUGAUCUUAAUCACUUUCAAAAUGUUAUGGUAAUGAUACACGAUGGACGUUUAGAAGAAAUUCCACUAUUUGCACAAGAAGCUGUUACACAAGGUUUAGCAUCACUCGUCCAAAAACUAUAUGAAUCAGGCUUUAUGGAUCAAUGA